AUGGGUUACGAAGACUCCGUCUACCUCGCAAAGCUUGCUGAGCAGGCUGAGCGUUAUGAAGAAAUGGUUGAGAACAUGAAGCAGGUCGCCUCCGAGGACCAGGAACUCUCCGUCGAAGAGCGAAAUCUCCUCUCCGUUGCCUACAAGAACGUUAUUGGGGCGCGUCGUGCGUCGUGGAGAAUCGUUACCUCGAUUGAGCAGAAGGAGGAGUCGAAGGGAAACUCGGUUCAAGUUCAACUGAUCAAGGAGUACCGUCAAAAGAUCGAGGCUGAACUCGCCAAAAUCUGUGAAGACAUCCUUGAGGUUCUCGACAAGCACUUGAUUCCUUCUGCCAAGAGCGGAGAAUCAAAGGUUUUCUACCACAAGAUGAAGGGUGAUUACCACCGUUACCUUGCUGAGUUCGCCAUUGGCGACAAGCGAAAGGAAUCUGCCGACAAGUCCCUCGAGGCUUACAAGAACGCCACCGAAGUUGCACAGACCGACCUUGCACCAACCCACCCAAUCCGCCUGGGUCUGGCCCUUAACUUCUCCGUUUUCUACUAUGAGAUCUUGAACUCGCCUGAUCAAGCUUGCCAUCUUGCCAAGCAAGCCUUUGAUGACGCCAUUGCUGAACUCGACACUCUUAGCGAGGAAAGCUACAAGGACUCUACUUUGAUCAUGCAGCUCUUGAGAGAUAACUUGACUCUCUGGACUUCAUCAGAGGCCGAACCCGCUGCCGCCGAGACCAGCGCCGCGCCUGCUGAGACCAAGGAGACUGAGGCUGCACCAACAGAGGUUAAGGCUGAGGCUGAAUAG
This is a messenger RNA of Hyaloscypha bicolor E, 795 nucleotides long. Its product is annotated as putative 14-3-3 family protein ArtA. Lineage: Eukaryota; Fungi; Ascomycota; Leotiomycetes; Helotiales; Hyaloscyphaceae. Gene Ontology annotation, cellular component: cytoplasm. Gene Ontology annotation, biological process: signal transduction. The coding region runs from base 1 to 795 and encodes 264 amino acids. The transcript is spliced from 5 exons. The record is from RefSeq and is a predicted model, not a curated record.